CUUUGCUCCAAGGGUGUAGAAGGAGAGAGGUGGUUUCUCCGGGCCCCUGAAAUCAUCGGCAGUCCCUCGUGGAUAAGGAAGCGGCAAGAUGGUGGUAGUAGGGAAGACGAGCGCCAUCGCGGCAGGGGUGUGCGGGGCCCUGUUCCUUGGGUAUUGCAUUUAUUUCGACAGAAAAAGGAGGAGUGACCCCAACUUCAAAAACAGGCUGCGAGAGAAAAGAAGAAAACAAAAGAUUGCCAAAGAGAGAGCAGGACAGUCAAGGUUACCAGAUCUUAAAGAUGCAGAGGCUGUCCAAAAAUUUUUCCUUGAAGAAAUUCAGCUUGGAGAGGAGCUAUUAGCUCAAGGUGAUUUUGAAAAGGGUGUUGAUCACUUAACAAAUGCAAUUGCCAUUUGUGGUCAGCCUCAGCAGUUGCUACAGGUUUUGCAGCAGACCUUACCCCCACCUGUUUUCCAGAUGCUACUGACUAAGCUACCAACUAUCAACCAAAGAAUUGGAAAUGCGCAGAAUUUGGCUGAAGAUGAUGUGGAGUAGGAUAUGUUGUACAUGAUGUGCAGAAAAUUCCAUUUUCUUCACCACAUUAGAUUGUGGCUGUAAACAAUGCAAGUAACGUUGACAGUAUAAAUGUAUUGUUGCUAAGAAAGAAUACAAAGGGUUAUACCUUUAGGUUUUGGCAGAAACAGUAGGAUUUUAGUUAAUGUUUUUGGAAAGUGUGUGUAUUUGAUAAACCAUUGUGUUAACAAAACAAAAAUGUUAUCUGUAAAUGUUAAGUUUUCCUAUAAAAUAAUUGGUCAAAAUGUACAUAUCACAUUCUCCUUUUGUUUUUGACUAAAAGUGACAAUAAAAAGAAUCCUAUGUCCUUUU
This is a messenger RNA of Xenopus tropicalis (tropical clawed frog), 862 nucleotides long. It is a transcript of the gene tomm20, whose product is annotated as translocase of outer mitochondrial membrane 20 homolog. The transcript is spliced from 5 exons. Gene Ontology annotation, cellular component: mitochondrial outer membrane; mitochondrial outer membrane translocase complex; mitochondrial envelope. The record is from RefSeq and is marked provisional. The coding region runs from base 89 to 532 and encodes 147 amino acids. Gene Ontology annotation, biological process: protein targeting; protein import into mitochondrial matrix; intracellular protein transport. NCBI's taxonomy places the organism in Eukaryota, Metazoa, Chordata, Amphibia, Anura, Pipidae.